AUGCCUAGCCCCCGUGCCCAGCAAAUAAUCAACGACUACGAAAUCCGCCCCGACCCCAUCGCCCUCACCCAAAACCCGGAUCCCUCCAAAAACUCCUCUUCUGGCGUCGAUUACGAGCCCCACCCUGAGGACUCUAUCCCCUUGGAACCCGAACGCGAGCGCAUUGUCCAGGCGAUAUGCAACCUGUACUCGGGCAGCGCCAGCGAGACCGACAUGCAAGUCUACGCCGAGGAGGCCAUCUACGACGAUCCGCUGAGUUUCUGCGACACGCGGUACAAGAUUGCGGGGCAGUGGUAUGGCAUCCCUAAGAUAAUGUCCAAAUCGCAGACAAUAAAGACGCAAGUCGUGUCGAGCAAAGAGAAUGAGAUCAUCUUCAAGCUGCAGCAGGAGUAUAUGCCCAAGCUGGCGCCGACAGGGAAGAAGGUCAACUCGCUGGUUACGCUUUCGCUUGAUGCGCAGGGGAAGGUCAAGUACCACAAGGAUAUGUGGAAUGAGAAGGAUUACAGCCACCAGGGGCUGGGGAAAUUGAUCAAAACGCUGAAUGGCGAUUACUUGACCAAGAUCACGCAGCCGCCGGAGAGCUUGGGACCGAAGGAGUGA
This is a messenger RNA of Paraphaeosphaeria sporulosa, 600 nucleotides long. RefSeq lists its product as uncharacterized. Bases 1 to 600 code for a protein of 199 amino acids. NCBI's taxonomy places the organism in Eukaryota, Fungi, Ascomycota, Dothideomycetes, Pleosporales, Didymosphaeriaceae. The transcript has 2 exons. The record is from RefSeq and is a predicted model, not a curated record.